Messenger RNA from Gavialis gangeticus (Gharial), 2353 nucleotides. It is a transcript of the gene NOXRED1, whose product is annotated as NADP dependent oxidoreductase domain containing 1. The record is from RefSeq and is a predicted model, not a curated record. Lineage: Eukaryota; Metazoa; Chordata; Crocodylia; Gavialidae. Gene Ontology annotation, biological process: L-proline biosynthetic process. Gene Ontology annotation, molecular function: pyrroline-5-carboxylate reductase activity. The coding region runs from base 926 to 2098 and encodes 390 amino acids. The transcript has 9 exons.
AUACUUUGGGGCUCCUUUGAUGUACCAAAAUGUGCCUUCAUAAGGGUUUUCUGAAAAACAGCCUCUUUGCCUGCCUCAGGGUUUGUUUGUAAGCUCUGCAAGGAGCUGUGCCCACCACCUGCAAGCCCUAGGGCUUGCGUUGUGGCAGUGAGUAUUGCUUACAUGUACCCAGGGCCAGAUCCUACUCCCCCACUAGGCAUCAAACUGGCACUUCAAUGCCAAACUGUGAUUCAUUCCAUCCUGAAAACAGUACUUCAUCUCAGCCUUAAAAGUCCAUCACCUAAAGCUGUGAGGGGGAGGACCUGGAUCCAUACACCUUUAAAAGCGAUAGUUUUUCAGGAGAUUGCUCAGAGUGGAAUAGAAUUGCACUUAGGUGUCUACUGGGUGAAAUAAGUUCUCCUGCAACACUUCCUCACCUGACCUAGCUGUCCAGAUGGCAGUCACACCCGGCAGAACAGCCUGUGCCUGUUGAAGCUAAUUUGAUCUGUGGUCGGAGUGACGUGUGUCCAGGGGCGCUCAUGAUUCCUCUGUAAAUGCCACAUUCUCUUCAUCCCUGGGGGUUGUGAAAUGUGGUGCUGGCCCUUUAAGGAUCAGGGCUCUGGAUUCACCUUUAGUGUAUACAAGAUUCCUUCAGGAGCAUCUGGUAGCUAAGCAAUCGCCAUGACAACACUGUUAGGCUUGAAUUGGCUGGGCCCCAAAAUGGGUGUCACUUGCCAGUGCGGAAGCUGGAGUGUAAGGUGAGGGAGUAUAGCGCGGAGGGAUUGCAAGUGGCUCAGCAGCUUGGGCAGCCAGUGCAGUCUUCAGGACCAGCCUAUGGUAUGCAUGGUUGAAGACCAGCCCUUGUGAAGAGCAUGGAAGUACCUUAGCUUGGUCUGCACUGCCCCACUAUAGCCAACUGAGUAAUGAGUUCUUGUUCUGAGCUACGAUGUCAGAUGUUACAGUGAAUCUGAAGUCCUUUCAACUUGAACAUGUGGCAGGAGAGAGUGAGCAGCCCUUGGUGCUAAAUUUGAGAAGCCGUUCUAAGGGGUUGGUGGUAAAUGCAUGUGCCCAUGCUGUCUUCUUCUGCAAGCUACUCAACACCAUCAGACAAGAAUGGAGGGAGAAGUCUCCACAGACUGCUGCCAUAGAAUCCAUAGGUUGCAACAGCCUGAAGAUUGGGAUUAUCGGUGGAGGACACAUUGGGAAACAGCUGGUCAGAGCACUGCUGGAUCUGAGUGGCAUCACAGCACAGAAUAUUCAUAUCUCCACCAGGAGGCCGGAGAUUUUGUCAGAGCUCCAGCAGCUGGGAGUUGAAUGCUUUUAUGACAAUGGCCAGCUGGUGUCCUGGGCAGAUGUUGUAUUCCUUUGUUGCCUGCCAUCUCACUUACUGCAUGUCUGCUCAGGAAUACGUGCUACACUCCAUGAACCCUGCCUUGUCUACAGCCUAGUCAGUGCUGUUCCUCUUCUCAGGCUGAAGCAACUCCUUUCCUACAGUGCCAUUGUGAGGCCACAGUACCAGUGUGCGAGCCACAAGUUUACAAAUGAAUGGAGGCCUAAUGGGACAAUCACAGCUGCUCUUCAAGACCCUGCUGUUGUGAAGGCAACCUGUCCUGGUGGCCCUAAGGGGAAAGUCACUGUCAGUGCUAAGUGGUUGGAAGCUGUUUUCUACGCAGCCCUGAACAGUUGCAUGUGGCAGCACCUGUCCCACCAGGAGACACUGAAGUUACUCAAUAAUGUAUGCUUUUCUAAGCCCUGCCAUGUCUGUGUGGAGCAAAAGACUUGCCCCUUGUUUGUGUGUGGGAGCUUUGUCAACCAAACUUAUGCUGCCUCCCUGACUCAACAAGACACCUUUCCCUGGUUUGACCUGACAACUGUACAACUGAAGGAGACUCCCUUUGGCCAGCUCCUAGCAAGGAGUGUGUGUCUCCAGAACCACCUUGCCCAGCUAUAUCAUGCCUCAUUUGAAGCCCACACUGACAGCAAGAUGUCCCUUUGUCCUGCCACAGCAGGUCCCAGUAUGGUGACCUGUCAUGAAUCAAUGUCCACUAUGACUGCUUUGGAUGUGACUGGCACAGAAAGCCUGGAGGAAGUUCCUCAUACUGAUUUUGACUCUUCGUAAAGUAGAACCAACCCUCUACGGAUGGGGCUGCUUUGUUAAAUGUUUAUACUACAGAGAAUUGUAAUGGAGAUUAAUACCCUUUUCUUAUCAGUUGCCACUGCAGAAAUCCACCCCAUUUUUGCAUGUGCUUGAGGAACCAUAGUACGGAUUCUGCGGAAAGAAUAAAACUGGUAUAAAAAAUAACUUUGGCUUGACUGUCAACCUUGGCACAGACCACUGCAAAAAAAGGGUCAAAUUAAACGGAGAUUGAACAAC